Molecule: messenger RNA, 1345 nt
Organism: Punica granatum (pomegranate)
Lineage: Eukaryota; Viridiplantae; Streptophyta; Magnoliopsida; Myrtales; Lythraceae
Source: RefSeq, a predicted model, not a curated record
UUAAAAUCCGUAAUAACCCGCCGGCGUUUCUACAUCGGCCGAAGUCUCGUGUCCAGCUUCGCCGCCAACUGGUCCGCCCUUCGCCGGAACACAGUCGGACCCUUCUACGGAAGUGAGCUGCUCUUUCAUUUGUUUAUUUUCUUGAAUUUGCUCGUGGAUUCAAGCAUCCCUUUGGUAUGAUAAACUGCAGCAUCUUUUGAAAUAUGGGAAGAGCUUCGAGAGAUAAAAGGGAUAUAUACUAUAGGAAAGCAAAAGAAGAAGGCUGGCGUGCUCGAAGUGCUUUCAAGCUCCUUCAGAUAGAUGAAGAGUUCAACAUUUUUGAAGGAGUGAAGCGAGUGGUAGAUUUAUGUGCUGCUCCAGGCAGUUGGAGUCAGGUUUUGAGUCGAAAACUGUAUCUUCCAGCAAAGCUUGCCCCGGAUGCAAGAGAAAGUGAUCUUCCGCUUAUUGUGGCAAUAGACCUGCAGCCGAUGGCUCCAAUUGAGGGAGUUAUACAAGUUCAGGGUGACAUAACAAAUGCCCGAACAGCAGAAGUGGUGAUCAGACAUUUUGAUGGUUGCAAAGCUGACUUAGUUGUAUGUGACGGUGCUCCUGAUGUCACUGGUCUUCAUGACAUGGAUGAGUUUGUUCAGUCACAACUAAUACUAGCAGGAUUGACCAUUGUCACUCAUGUACUUAAAGAAGGGGGAAAAUUUAUUGCCAAAAUAUUUCGAGGGAAAGAUACAGGUCUCCUCUACUGCCAGCUGAAGUUAUUUUUCCCUGUUGUCACAUUUGCAAAACCGAAGAGCAGUCGCAAUUCUAGUAUAGAGGCAUUUGCUGUGUGUGAAAAUUAUUCUCCUCCUGAAGGGUUUAACCCGAAGGACUUGCAUCGCCUUCUGGAAAAGGUGGGGAGCCCCUCUGGAGUGGAUGAUCUAGACUGCAGCAGCGGGUGGCUGGAAGGCCCAAACAAGGUGUAUAUACCAUUCCUAGCAUGUGGUGAUCUUAGUGGGUACGACUCAGAUCGAUCGUAUCCUCUACCAAAACUCCCCGACGGUACCUACAAGAGCUUGGAUCCUGUUCAGCCCCCAAUCGCUCCUCCUUACAAGAGAGCUCUCGAGCUGAAGAAAGCUUCGUGCCACGGCAUCCAGGAUCUCGACGGCCUCUCCUUGGAUUCUUCUUGAUCAUUGAUUGUUGUUCUUCUCAAGCAUUUUCUCUUGCUUCUUUUUCUUCGCAAAAUCCAAGAAAUGAAUCGUUGGACCUGUCAGAAAUUAAAUAAUGGUAGACAACGUUUGCUGUGAAUGUUGGAAGCUUUUGUCCUGCUCUUUGUUUUGUGUAAAAGCUAUUAAUCAUUGUGCCUAUAGUUCUUCUA